AGGUCGUCUUCGAUCGCCCCGACGGGGUGCCCCCCGGCCUCCUCGGCGUCCGCCCCGAGUCCCUGCAUCGUCGAGGCGGGUGGAGGCAUCAAAUGAAUCCAAGGCACGCUUCAUCUUCUCGCCAACCAACGCCCCUGACUCAUGCUGCUGGGGUGGGUGGUCUUUCCUCCUUCCAUCACUCUACUUAGUGGUGAUGUCUCAUGCUCUGCGCAGACAGUGUUUGACGAAAUGACCAAGGGACUAACCUUUCUUUCUCAGUUGCACCGACUUGCAAUCUACUUCGCUUCAAUUUCCCCACUGAUCUCUGUGAUGUUGAGCCUAACAUAAGUGUUGUGACUGACAGCGCCGUUUCGGCACAGCUGCCCACGACGUUCGUGGUGUGUGGAAUUCUCCCGGAUGCUGCCACUGUACUGCCGGAGGAUGACUCACGCUGCAGCCUGCUACAAGGAAUGGAGGCUGCUUCCUUGAUGCCCUCGAGUUACUCGACGGAAGGCACAAGAGAGAAUAUUGCGGUCGACUACAACGACAUCAUGAACAAGGAGAUGGAGGCCCCAAUCAGUGCUUCCCAGGGAGCCAUGAGGUCCCUUCCAGGUAAACUGGAGUCGUUGCUAUUGGGACGCAAGCACAAUCUGCGGCCAGAAGAGAAGAACAAGCUCCGCAUCCUCCAAGGUGAUCUCCAGGGACUAAUAGAAAAUUUCCUAUUGGAGCCAUCAGAGGUGGAGUCUCCUGCCUCGACGGCUAGCUUCUGGAUGAAAGACAUGCGCGACCUAUCAUUCGACAUCGAUGACUUCCUUGAUGAGCUCGCCGAAGCCGGCACCAGCGGUUCCAGGACCAGCACCCUCCAGACCCAAAAACUCCCCCGAGUUAAGAUCUCUAGGUUCCCGAAGAAGCUGAAACGGCACCAAUGGAUCUCCGUCGAGAUCUCAGGGUUUAGGACUCGCGUCAAGGAAGCAAUUGAACGGCACAAAACCUAUCUUGGUGACUGCAAAUGGCGGUCUAGCACCAGCAGUGGUCAGCUGGGUGAACGCCCGCACUCCCCAAUACUAUGUAGCAUUUCCCUUGUUAGUGUGGAGAGGUCCAUCAAACAGCUUUGCAGCUGGCUGGCUAACGAUGGACAGCCAGAGCACAAGGUGGUGUCCAUUGUUGGAACUGGUGGGGUUGGUAAGACCACCCUCGCGAAAGAAGUGUACCAUAAGCUUGAAGGCCAGUUUGAGUGCCGUGCUUUUGUGUGGGCGUCGCGAAAACCAGACAUGAAGAGGCUCUUCACCAGCAUACUCUCGCAAGUUAGGCGGCACCAGCUCCCCGAUUCUUGCGAGGUGCAUAAACUAGUCUUGAAUAUCAACAAAUACCUCCAAAAUAAGACGUACAUAAUUGUAAUUGAUGAUCUUUGGGCAUCAUCUACUUGGGAUAUUGUUAAUCAUGCUUUGCCUAAGGGAAACUGUUGCAGUAGAAUAUUAACAACGACCGAAGUUGACGCUAUAGCUCAGACAUGUUCUGCAGAUUCCUCCAAGUACAUGCCUUCAAAGAAAGAAGUUAACUCUAAGUAUAUAUUCAAGAAGGAACCGCUAAAUGAAGAUGAGUCAAGGGAACUUCUUUUAGGUACAGUGUUUGGCCUUCAAGCUGAAUGUCCUCAGGGUCUAAAGGAAGUUUCAAAUGAAAUUAUAAAAAGAAGUGGUGGCUUGCCGCUAACAAUUAGUAUAUUAGCCAGUCUCUUGGCAUGUCAGCCAUCCAGCAGCCUAGAGCAAUGGAAUUGCAUAAAUAAUUCACUGAGUUCCUGUUUGACCACAAAUAAUAGUUUGGAAGGGAUAAACCAAGUUCUCAACCUUGGCUACGAUAAUCUUCCCUGCGGCUUGAAAGCAUGCAUGCUAUACCUGUGUAUGUAUGAAGAGGACCGUGUAAUCCUGAAGGUUGAUUUGGUGAAGCAGUGGAUGGCCGAAGGUUUCAUCUGCAUGAUGGAAGGGAAAGAUGGGAAUGAAGUUGCACGGAGCUAUUUUGAUGAGCUUGUUAACAGGGGAAUGAUCCAACCUGUGGACAUCAAUUGCAACGAUGAAAUUCUGUCAUGUAAAGUGCACCAUAUAGUACUUCGCUUUAUUAGAUAUAAGUCCAUAGAAGAGAAUUUCAGCAUUGCAAUAGAUCAUUCUCAGACCGCUAUAAGACUUGCUGACAAGGUUCGUCGGCUCGCCCUCCACUUCGGCAAUGUUGAAGAUGCCACACCGCAAGUGGCGUCAAGUAUGAGACUGUCAAAAGUUCGAUCACUUGCCUUUUCUGGAUUGCUCAAGUGCAUGCCUUCGAUUGUUGAGUUCCAUUUUCUUCAGGUUCUGAUCCUUAAAUUAUGGGCUGAUCCUGAUAACAGGAGUGGCAAACAUAGUGGAUCUGGUGACCUAAGUGGCAACAUCCCUGAAUCUGAUGACUUGACGGACAACCUCACUGAACCUGAUGAUGUGAGUUGUAACCUCACUGAAAUUUCACAACUCUUCCGGCUGAGAUAUUUUCAUCUUGAUGCAUGCUAUAUGAGAGUGGAGCUUCCUACUCAGAUGCAACGGCUAAAAGAUUUGAUAGCUUGGGAAAUUGAUGCCGAAGUAGCAGCAGUUGCAUCAGACAUUGUUCAUCUGCCGAGCUUGCUCUACCUCAGCAUUCCUAGCGAGGCUCAUCUGCCCACUGGUAUUAGCCGCAUGACUUCUCUUCGCACUCUGGGAGUUAUCGAUCUCAGCAAGAACUCAACAGAAAAUGUUAUGAGCCUUCAUGAGUUGACCAAUCUCCAGGAUCUCCGUCUCACAUGUUCCACAUUACAGCCUGAUAACCUGGAAAAAAACUUGGAAUGCCUGGGCUCGAUAAUUCGGAAGCUGAGCAAUCUAAAAUGUUUAACUCUGGUACCUGCAGUCUCACCUCAUCUAAGUAAUCAGCAUGAUGUCAGUGCAUCAAGCAUGAGCAGUUCUUGGCAUUGCUUCACCAUCAUGCCCCUUCAGAGACUAGAGUUUUCAUGGCGCUGCUGCAUCUUCUCCCACCUACCUGAGUGGACGAAUGAAAUUACCAAGCUCUGCAUUUUAAAGAUCGCAGUUAGGAAGCUGUCUAGUGAUGAUGUUGUUAUUCUCAGAGGAUUGCCUUCUCUCACCGCCCUGUCCUUGUUUGUCUGGACCGUCCCUGUAAGAAAGAUCAUGUUUCACAAUGAGGGGUUCUUGGUUCUCAAGUACUUCAAGUUUAUGUGCGCUGCACCAUGCCUGGCAUUUUCGGAUGGAGCAAUGACCAAUGUCCGAUUUCUCAAGCUAGGAUUCAAUGGCAACAGAAUGGAGAGAUACAACUUGGUAGCUGCUGGGUUUGAUCACCUGAUUAGUCUCAACAAGAUCUCCACAAAAAUUGGGUGUGCCUUUGCUCCUGAAUAUGAAAAGACUGCCAAGGCGGUGUUGACUGACGCUAUUAGCAACCAUCCAAGAACUCCCAUAAUCAAUGUAAAAUGUGUAGAUUGGAACUUUUCAGGUGAGGACGAGGAGUACACUGAGGCACAAAAAGAGAUAUGGAACCAGACUUCUGGAAAACAAGAUGUGGCCACAACAGAAAACUCAGAUGAACAGGGAGUUAAAGAUAAGGACUUGGAGGAAGAUGCUAGGAAGCAAGCUGAUAUAAGGACUUUGACGCCACCAGAAUCCACCUCGCAGCUGCAUCCAGAUUCCCAGAAUGCAGCCGGGGUCAGAUUGUGCCUAGAGGAUGAGACGGCCUCCAUGGAGGAUGAAGUCCAGGAAGGGCCUAAUCUAGGCGUCGACGACGAGAGGGAUGUGGAGGUCAAGUUGGCGUUGCGGGUGGUGGAGCAAUGGGGCUCACUGUCGAUGGGGGACAGGCCUGUGUUUGAUUCGCCGGAGGAUGCCGGGGAGUACCUUGCUGCGGCCGCCUGCCUUGCGGCCGUAGCUGGGACACGUGUGGAGGCUACACUGCAGGUCGCUAUGGCUCGGCUUGAGGAGGAGUUCCGCCAGCUGCUGAUCCGCGAGUCGACAUCGCUGGCCAGGAACUGUCUAAUGAGGAACGUCGUCCCUGAUGGGGCGAUCUUGCCCUACCGCAUUUCUCCGGACACUGUCAGAACUCUUAAGGACAUUACGGACCUCAUGCUGCAUGGUGGCCAUGGGCUGAAGCUUUGCCAGGUCUACCGCGAGGUGACCCAACACAAGGUUAAGGUGUGCCUCGCCAUGCUUGGGGUUGACAAGAUGAGCCCAAAGGAGAUUCAGAGCAUGGAAUGGUGCAUCCUUGACCACAAGAUGAAGAAGUGGGUCCAGGCUCUGAAAGUGCUCAUCCAGGGCCUUCUUGCUGACGAGCGCCGCAUAUGUAGCGAGAUCUUUGCGGCUGAUUCAUACGCUGAGGAAGACUGCUUUACCCAGGUGGCCAAGGGGUGUCUCAUGCAGCUUCUCAGGUUUGGUGAUACAGUUGCGAUUGGGAAGAUAUCUCAGGAGAAGAUUUUCCGUAUUCUUGGUAUGUACGAGGCACUAGCUGAGUUGCUGCCAGAGCUCGUGGCCUUGUUCUCUGGCGAAGCAAGGAAUUUUAUGAAGGAAGAGGCAGAGAGAACACUUGUGAGUCUAGGGGAGGCAGUGCGUUGCACAGUUGGUGAGUUUGUCAACGCGAUACACGGGGAGACUUCUCGCAAAUUACUGCCAGAUGGAGGGAUACACCCGCUGACACAGUACGUCAUGGACUAUGUGGUGCUGCUUGCAGAUUACAGCAACUGUCUGAACCAUCUCCUUGAUAGCUGCGAGACUGGUGAGCUGGAAAUUUCAGAUAUGACCCCUUUGGGAUACAGGGUGAUGAUACUGAUCACCCAUCUGUGGGACAAGAUUGAGGAUAAAGCCAAGCUGUAUGAUGAUGAGGCGCUGGAGAACAUCUUUUUAUUGAACAAUCUGCUUUGCAUUGUGCAGAAGGUGAUGAAUUCAGAACUAAAGACUUGGCUUGGGGAUAAAUGGCUGCGUACACGCGGUCGUCAGAUGAGGACGUACUUCAGUGGGUACCUCCGAUCAUCGUGGAAUAGGGUAAUAGCUUGUUUGAGUGUUGAUGGGUUGCUACUCAUGAUGGGUCAGUCGAGUGCACUCAAGGAUGCACUGAAGGAACGGCUCAAGAAUUUCAACUGGGCCUACGAGAAGUUAUACAUGACACAGACAACAUGGAAGGUUGUGGAGCCUCAGUUAAGAGAGAAGCUGAAGAUUGCCAUCUCAAAUAAGCUCAUUCCAGCAUACCGUUCGUAUGUAUCAAAGUACCAAGGUCAGCUAAAGGGGUUAAAGAAUUUCACGGAGUAUGUAAAGUACAGCCCUGAGGAUUUGGAGAACCAGAUCUUAGAUUUCUUUGAAGGUUAAAGCUUGAGCAGCUGACAAUCUGUAUACGCUCCAAGAGAUGUUCGUAUCAAUUUUAGUGACUGGUUACAGCUUAAAAAGAGUAGGUGUCAAAUUCAUUAUUCGCCCUUUUCUGCUUGAGAUAUGUAUAAGUUUCACUUUAUGCAGGUGAUGUGUAGACACGUAGUACUAACUAAAGCCAAAUGGGAUAAGCUUCUGUACAUAUUGCCAGUGUUCAUGUGAUGCAGCAUGAAUUACACCAUCGGCUUACUUCGUGUG
Messenger RNA from Lolium perenne, 5582 nucleotides. Its product is annotated as disease resistance protein RGA5-like. Gene Ontology annotation, biological process: exocytosis. Gene Ontology annotation, molecular function: ADP binding; phosphatidylinositol-4,5-bisphosphate binding. Gene Ontology annotation, cellular component: exocyst. Lineage: Eukaryota; Viridiplantae; Streptophyta; Magnoliopsida; Poales; Poaceae. The record is from RefSeq and is a predicted model, not a curated record.